GCUGACCGAUGCUUCUUCCUUCACUCGGCUUUAGAACACAGAGGGGAGUUUCUGGAUCAACUUGAAACAUUUAGGGAACUUUGAGAGAGUUUAGCAGAGGCCUGCGUGAGAUACGGGGAUGGGAAAAAAAACUGGCAGCAGUUCUCGGUCUCCGGUGGUUAGCCUCAAAAUCUUGAAUCGUCGAAUCGAUUCGUGUAAGCAUAAAUAUUCAACCUCUGACGAAGUGGUGGAGUAUCUCCGCUCUAAUUUCCCUGACUAUGCUCGCCUUAAGCACCAGCCACUGAAGCGACGGGUUGAGCAAAUCCUUCAGUCCAAGAAUACCUCUUUUAUCUUCCAUGACGAUGAUGAUGAUGAUGAUGAUGAAGAUGGGUCUGUUUCCACAUCAGAGGAUGCUAUCUAUGGGCAGAAAGUGAAACCCCCGUUCGACCUUACUAAGUCCAUGCUACGAGCUGAAUACUCCGCCUCCAACAAGAAACCAAAGCCCACUGCUGAAGAGAAGAAUAUAGAAGUCGAGGUAGCCAGCGAAAAGGCAAAAAGCAAGAUGGAUAUGAACCCAGGAAUGAAAAAAGAUGUUAAUACUUCUAGUUGUGGCAGAGUUGUGGAAGGGAAGGGCAAGAUAAGGCCAAGGUUCAGUGAUUUGGGGGGAAUGAGGAGCGUGUUUGAGGAGCUGAUGAUGGAAGUCAUAAUUCCGCUCCACCAUCCGCAGUUGCCACAGUGGCUGGGUGUGAGACCCAUUGCUGGCAUUCUGCUGCAUGGCCCACCUGGCUGCGGCAAGACCAAACUGGCUCAUGCCAUUGCAAACGAGACUGGUGUCCCCUUCUUCCAGAUUUCCGCUACUGAGGUUGUAUCUGGUGUUUCUGGUGCAUCAGAAGAAAAUAUUAGAGAGCUCUUCUCUAAGGCAUACAGGACUGCACCAUCAAUUGUAUUUAUUGAUGAGAUUGAUGCAAUUGCAUCAAAGAGAGAAAAUCUACAGAGGGAGAUGGAGAGACGAAUUGUAACACAAUUGAUAACUUGUAUGGAUGAAUCUCACAGACUUGGUCUACCAAGUGAUAAAGAUCCAAACACAGCAAAGUAUGAUUCUUUACCUGGUUAUGUCCUUGUGAUUGGGGCUACUAAUAGACCUGACGUUCUUGACCCUGCAUUAAGGAGGCCUGGAAGAUUUGACCGUGAGAUUGUUCUAGGUGUUCCGGAUGAGAUUGCAAGGGUUGAGAUUCUCUCUGUGCUGACACGCAACCUUAGACUAAAGGGUUCUUUCGACCUUGUUAAAAUAGCCAGGUCUACACCAGGAUUUGUUGGAGCCGAUUUGGCUGCCCUUGCUAACAAGGCUGGUAAUCUUGCAAUGAAGAGAAUCAUUGAUGCAAGGAAGUCUGAGCUUUCAAGAGAUUAUAUAGGUGAGGAGCAUAAUGGUGAGUGGUGGAGACAGCCAUGGUUGCCUGAAGAGAUGGAGAAGCUAACUAUCUCAAUGGCUGAUUUUGAGGAGGCUGCAAAAAUGGUGCAACCAUCUUCUAGAAGAGAAGGAUUCUCUACUGUACCUAAUGUUAAGUGGGAAGAUGUUGGCGGGCUUGACGGUCUAAGGCAGGAAUUUGAUCGAUAUAUAGUUAGGCGCAUAAAAUUUCCAGAGGACUAUAUGGAAUUUGGAGUUGAUAUGGAGACAGGAUUUUUGCUUUAUGGUCCCCCAGGCUGUGGCAAAACAUUGAUUGCCAAGGCUGUUGCUAAUGAGGCAGGAGCAAAUUUCAUCCACAUCAAGGGCCCUGAACUUCUAAAUAAAUAUGUCGGAGAGAGCGAGUUAGCAGUUCGAACAUUAUUCAGUCGUGCCAGGACAUGUUCCCCGUGCAUACUCUUCUUUGAUGAGGUGGAUGCAUUGACAACAAAACGUGGGAAGGAAGGGGGAUGGGUUGUUGAGCGGCUUUUGAACCAGCUACUCAUAGAAUUGGAUGGUGCAGAGCAACGACGAGGUGUUUUUGUCAUUGGAGCCACUAAUAGAAUUGACGUGAUAGAUCGUGCUGUAUUACGGCCUGGUAGGUUUGGCAAACUUCUUUAUGUUCCACUACCUAGUCCAGAUGAACGGGGUUUGAUCUUAAAAGCACUUGGCCGCAAGAAGCCAAUAGAUUCCAGUUUGGAUUUGAGUGCCAUUGGGAGGACGGAGACUUGUCAAAACUUCAGUGGGGCUGAUCUUACUGCACUGAUUAAUGAAGCUGCAAUGGCUGCUCUAGAAGAGAAACUAACAUCAACUAUGAGCUGUUCAAAUCAAACUCCAUGGAUGAUCAAAAUGAUCCAUUUUGAAUUUGCACUGAAAAAGGUCUCAGCAUCUGUCACUGAGAAGCAAAACCUUUAUUACCAGGCUUUGUCAGAGAAGUAUAAAACAGCAUAAGCAGGAAUGUAGAAGCCAUCAUCAAUUGCUAAUGACCAUGGAAGGAAUACAGGACAAAGAAGCCAUCUUGGUGUGGCAAGUUCAGUGACUGGUCUAAUGACUACAGCGGAUACAAGUCGUAUUUCUGACCAUGUGGUAAAAGUUGGUGCUGAUUAGAAAUGUCUGUUUACCAGACUCAAUUCAUUUAUCCUCUUUUUGGAUGCAAAGGGAGAAUGAUAUAUUCAUAUUGUUUUAUCAUGCUCCUUUUCUGUCCAUGGGGUUUUACCUCUUUUCACUUAAGAUUAUAUUUUUCCUUCUAAAUAUUACCAAGUUCUCAAACCAUCUAGUUCUUUUGUUUUCUUUUUCUUUUUCUGUGCUUUGCCUUUAUAAAGUUCGUAAUCUUUAAACCUUCGCCCUUAUUAACUAACCACUGGACUUUAGCAUGGUGGUAGAAACCAUAAUGCUAGUUAUUUGGCACAAGUUAUAAGAUGUGAUUAACCGUCAUUUUGCAA
Messenger RNA from Carica papaya (papaya), 2862 nucleotides. Its product is annotated as cell division control protein 48 homolog C-like. The record is from RefSeq and is a predicted model, not a curated record. Lineage: Eukaryota; Viridiplantae; Streptophyta; Magnoliopsida; Brassicales; Caricaceae. Gene Ontology annotation, molecular function: ATP binding; ATP hydrolysis activity.